UCGUGAAAGAGGAAAAUAAUAAUAAUAAUAAUAGUAAUAAUAAUAAUCCAUGAUCAAGCAGCAGCCAUACGCGCUGCGCUCCUGCCCUCGUUCCCAUUCCCACUCUCGCCUCCUUAAAAGACACUCCAAGAAUCGCUACUGCACAUACUUGUUCAAAAGUGCUUAUUUGAAGUCCGUCCUUAAGCUUCAAAUCUCUUCCUCUCUCUCUCGCCCUCUGCUGCUACCAAUGGCGGUUGGCGGCUGUGCUUUCUCCUCGGACGAUGUCGUUGUCAAGUCUCCGACUGACCGGCGUCUCUACAGAUUCAUUCAGCUUACUAAUGGCCUAUGCGCUUUGUUAGUUCACGAUCCUGAGAUUUACUCUGACCAGCCUGCUGGGAACCCAAACCCGGAGGAUAUGGAAAGUGAGCUUGAGGAGGAAGAUGAGGAGGAAGAUGGAGAAGAAGAGGAUGACGAGGAGGAGGAGGACGAGGAGGAGGAGGAGGAGGACGAGGAGAAUGAGGAAGUAAACGAAUUGAAAGGCUCGGUUGAGAAGAAGGCGGCUGCAGCGCUUUGUGUAGGCAUGGGGAGUUUUUCAGAUCCUUAUGAAGCGCAGGGCCUGGCACACUUUUUAGAGCACAUGCUUUUCAUGGGGAGUACUGAUUUCCCAGAUGAAAACGAGUAUGAUAGUUACUUGUCUAAGCAUGGAGGGUCGUCAAAUGCAUAUACAGAAACCGAGCACACCUGCUACCAUUUUGAAGUAAAAAGGGAGUUUCUUAAGGGUGCUUUGACAAGGUUUGCUCAGUUUUUCAGUUCUCCCUUGGUAAAAGCUGAAGCCAUGGAACGGGAGGUGUUAGCUGUGGAUUCAGAAUUUAAUCAGGUUUUGCAAAAUGAUUCAUGCCGCCUGCAACAAUUGCAGUGCUAUACAUCAGCGCCAGGUCAUCCUUUCAACCGCUUCUUUUGGGGGAAUAAAAAGAGCUUGUCUGAUGCUAUGGAGAAAGGAAUUAAUCUGAGGGAUCGCAUUCUGAAAUUAUACAAUGACCAUUAUUAUGGUGGAUCAAUGAAGCUAGUUGUGAUAGGUGGAGAGACUCUUGAAGUCCUUGAAAGUUGGGUCCUUGAAUUAUUUAGCAAUGUCAAGAAAGGCCUUUUGGUUAAGCCGGAACCAAGGUUAGACAUUCCUGUUUGGGAAGCUGGCAAACUUUACUGGUUAGAGGCAGUCAAGGAUGUUCAUAUCCUUGAUUUAUCCUGGACAUUGCCUUCUCUGAGAAAAGAUUAUUUGAAGAAAGCUGAAGAUUAUCUCGCUCAUCUUCUUGGGCAUGAGGGCAGAGGAAGUUUGCAUUUUUUCCUGAAAGCGAGAGGCUGGGUGACUUCCAUAUCUGCUGGUGUUGGUGAUGAAGGGAUGCAUCGUUCCUCUAUAGCAUACAUCUUUGGCAUGUCUAUUCACCUUACAGACUCUGGCUUGGAGAAGAUCUUUGAUAUCAUUGGAUUUGUCUAUCAAUAUCUCAAACUAUUGCGUCAAGAUUCUCCUCAAGAAUGGAUAUUCAAAGAACUCCAGGAUAUUGGACAUAUGGAGUUUAGGUUUGCAGAAGAGCAACCUCAGGAUGAUUAUGCUGCAGAACUUGCGGAGAAUCUGCUUGUUUAUCCUCAGGAGCAUGUUAUAUAUGGUGACUACGCAUACGAAGUCUGGGAUGCAGAGAUGAUAAAACAUCUUUUGGGUUUCUUCAGGCCUGAAAACAUGAGAGUUGACGUGUUAACCAAGUCUAUUAAGAAGGCAAAUGAUAUCAAGCAUGAGCCCUGGUUUGGAUCACGGUAUGUUGAGGAAGAUAUUCCAUCUUCGCUGAUGGACCUCUGGAAGGAUCCUCCGGAAAUUGAUUCCUCUUUACAUCUGCCCUCAAAGAAUGAUUUCAUUCCACGUGAUUUUUCCAUAUGCGCGGACAAGGCAUCUUGCCAGUUUGCAGAUGCAUCAUCUCCAAGAUGUGUACUUGAUGAACCUUAUAUGAAGUUGUGGUACAAGCUUGAUAAGACUUUUAAACUUCCUCGUGCUAACACAUAUUUCCGCAUUACACUAAAAGGAGGAUACAGUAAUAUAAGGAAUGCUUUGUUGACUGAAUUAUUUAUAUUGCUCCUGAAAGAUGAGCUCAAUGAGAUUAUUUAUCAGGCCAGUGUUGCAAAAUUAGAGAGUUCUGUUUCUCUAUAUGGGGAUAAGUUAGAGCUGAAGUUAUAUGGUUUCAACGAUAAGCUUUCAGUUCUCUUGUCUAAAGUUUUGGCAAUAGCCAAGUCCUUUUCACCAAAGGAUGAUCGUUUCAGGGUUGUUAAAGAAGAUAUGGAGAGAACUCUGAGGAAUACCAACAUGAAGCCGCUAAAUCAUUCUUCCUAUUUAAGACUGCAAGUUUUGUGUCAAAGUUUCUGGGAUGUGGAGGAAAAGUUAUGCUUGUUGAGUGAUUUGUCUCUUGCAGAUUUAAGGGCUUUCAUACCUGAUCUUCUUUCUCAGUUGUAUAUUGAGGGCCUUUGCCAUGGGAAUUUACUGGAAGAGGAAGCUCUUCAGAUAUCACAAAUAUUCAGAAGUAAUUUCCCUGUGCAGUCACUUCCGCAUGAGUUGAGACAUAAGGAGUCUGUGAUGUGUCUUCCUUCAUGUGCUGACCUUGUCAGAGAUGUCAGAGUAAAAAAUAAACUAGAACCUAACUCAGUGGUAGAGCUUUAUUUUCAGAUUGAACCAGAAGUAGGAACAACAUUGACUAAAUUAAAAGCAUUAACUGACCUUUUUGAUGAAAUAGUCGAAGAACCACUUUUCAAUCAACUCAGGACAAAAGAACAGCUUGGUUAUGUUGUUGACUGUAGCCCACGCGUAACAUACCGGAUAUUAGGAUUUUGUUUCCGUGUUCAAUCUUCUGAAUACAAUCCUGUCUACUUGCAAGAGAGGAUUGAAAACUUCAUAAAUGGCUUAGAAGAGAUGUUGAAUGGACUUGACAAUGAAUCCUUCGAGAAUUAUAGAAAUGGUUUGAUGGGGAAGCUUCUCGAGAAAGAUCCAUCUCUUUCAUAUGAAACGAACCGUUUUUGGGGUCAAAUAGUUGAUAAAAGGUAUAUGUUUGACUUGUCCGAGAAAGAAGCUGAGGAACUCAAAGGUGUUCAAAAGGGAGAUAUUAUUAACUGGUACCGUACUUAUUUAAGGCAACCUUCUCCUAAGUGUCGGAGGCUUGCAGUCCGCGUGUGGGGUUGCAACACGGACUUGAAAGAUGCAGAUGAACAAGUGGCAUCUAGGCAGGUCAUUAAAGACCUUGCAGGUUUCAAGGAGUCGUCUGAUUUUUAUCCGAGCUUUUGUUGAGAGAGAGAUAUUAUUGGACAUGGCAUCGGCUUAAAAAUAGGUAUAAUUUAUUUUCAAAAGCCAGAGUAUUAGCGACUACAAUGUACCACAAUUUUUGAAAAUCCAUUGGUACUAAUAUUUGGGGUAAUGGUUGGAGAUCAAUAAAGAAAAGACGAUUUUCUUGUAGUUAUUCUUGAUAGAUUUCUCUCUCCCAGGGAAUGUAAGGCAGUUGCCUAAAGUAGUUCUUGGAAGUGUGGAUCAUGAAUUAGAUGUCAUCAUUGUUAGAGGAUGAACUUCCUUUCCAUGUUCAAGCUUCUUCAGCUUAAUGAAAUACUGCUAAUAGAAAUGAAAAAUAUUAUCCACAAGUAUUUAGUGUGUCUAAA
Messenger RNA from Sesamum indicum (sesame), 3660 nucleotides. Its product is annotated as Insulinase (Peptidase family M16) family protein. The record is from RefSeq and is a predicted model, not a curated record. Gene Ontology annotation, cellular component: cytosol. Gene Ontology annotation, molecular function: metal ion binding; metalloendopeptidase activity. Gene Ontology annotation, biological process: proteolysis. Lineage: Eukaryota; Viridiplantae; Streptophyta; Magnoliopsida; Lamiales; Pedaliaceae.